This is a messenger RNA of Branchiostoma belcheri (Belcher's lancelet), 1983 nucleotides long. Its product is annotated as methyltransferase-like protein 2. Gene Ontology annotation, molecular function: tRNA (cytidine-N3)-methyltransferase activity. The coding region runs from base 127 to 1413 and encodes 428 amino acids. NCBI's taxonomy places the organism in Eukaryota, Metazoa, Chordata, Leptocardii, Amphioxiformes, Branchiostomatidae. The record is from RefSeq and is a predicted model, not a curated record. The transcript is spliced from 10 exons.
AUCAUCAUCAGCAUGGCUUCCCCAGGUGAAAAUGAAGAAGAGAGACGGCCAGCAUGGGGAAACAGGCGUCUGCACGACCCCACACAGGUGUUCCAGCAUAACGCAUGACGUGCUAGAGAAGCUAGGAUGAGGGGUUGUUUGGCUGUCCUUCCCCUGUUAGUCAGGCGGUUGGUGUGUGUGCGUGUACAUGUACGCUGCUGUCACACACGGACUCGCAAGCGACCUCCGUUUGGCGAUCGCUACCUCACAGACCCAAGCAGAGUAUUUGAACAUAACAGCUGGGACAAUGUGGAAUGGGAUGAAGCUCAGGAUGCUCAGGCAAAGCAGAAAGUCAGGGAAAACGCCCAGGACCCAGUUCCUCCUGAUCUGCAAGAAGCAUACGAAGCAAAGGCAGAUGAAUUCUGGAACGGAUUCUACUCCAUACACCAGAACAGAUUCUUCAAAGACAGACACUGGCUCUUCACCGAGUUCCCCGAGUUGGACAUGAAUAGAGAUGAGGGGAAGGAAAGAGAGGUAAAGGGAGAAGUCUGUAAUUCAGACGGAGAGAAGGUGACAGGCACUGCAGCCGCACUCUCUGACAAGGACAAGGAGAGAGCAAGCGUGGAAGAAGAUACUUGUGCUUCCACAGUGGCUGAAGGGGAUACAGAGAGGACUAAUCUUACAACAGAGCUAACAAACAUGUCCCCCGACUCAACACACAAGCCUGUAGAAGACUUUGGGAGUCAAAACCAUGCUGUUCUUGGUGACAUUUGCCAAACCCUGGACCAGCUGGCUGUGAGGGGUAGUGGUGAGGAAGACAAGGCUGAGGACUUCCCUGGACAACAUGCCAGCACUAGGAUGUUUGAAGUUGGCUGUGGGGUUGGCAAUACAGUGUUUCCUAUUCUUCAGACAAACAAUGAUCCUGGCCUCUUCAUGUAUUGCUGUGACUUUUCUGCUACAGCAAUUGAUAUUGUUAAGCAACACCCAGACUACACCAGCAGGAGAUGCCAUGCCUUUGUCCAUGACCUGACAGACACCACCUCUCCUCUACCCUUCCCUGAGGCCAGCUUAGACAUCAUCAUCAUGAUAUUUGUACUGUCAGCCAUCCAUCCAGACAAAAUGCAAUCCACUGUGGACCACCUUGCAAAGUACCUGAAGCCAGGAGGAAAGCUUCUGUUCAGGGACUAUGGGAGAUACGACUUGGCACAACUCAGGUUUAAGAAAGGACGCUGUCUUUCGGACAACUUUUAUGUCAGGGGUGACGGCACACGGGUCUACUUUUUCACACAAGAUGAACUCAGGACACUGUUUGGCUCCGCUGGUUUACAGGAAGAACUGAUCUAUGUGGACAGAAGACUGCAGGUCAACCGGGGUCGACAGGUCAAGAUGUACAGGGUCUGGCUAUUGAGCAAGUUUAGAAAACCACUGAAGUAGAUGGAAUAAAAGAUCAUUAAUAACAUUUUUAAAGACUAGAGUUAGGUCAUGAAUAAUCGUCUGACAUGAUUAUAAUGAGAGAUAUUGAAAUUCACCAGCAUUUGCUACAUGGUAGUACAUGCUGUUGGUACAUAAUCAGUCAAAAUCAUAUUUGCCAUUACAAUUUUUAUGUUCUUCAUACAUGAAAAGACAAGUUCUUAAUGUUUAUUGUGUUAUAUUAAACAUAAUCUGAAUGACAUCCUGUUUUAAAAAGGUAUGAACACUUCAAUCAAUGGAGACAAAUUUUUACUCUAACGUUGUGACAAAUUUUUGCUCUAAAGUUAUGAUUGGCUUAUGGUGUCAGCCCAACAACAUGUGUAAAGUCAUACCUGCUGUCCAGUCUUAUUUUAUUAAAGCAAUAUUUUAAUGUUAUAACAAAACCAGUUUACUUUUCUUUCAAUGUGAUUUAAGUGCAGUGUACUUGUACUGUUAUCCCGCAGAUGUAUUGUAUUCCACCACUUUGUAAUGUAAUGUUACUUACUUCAACUCUUCAGAAAUUUUAAGACUAUUUUCAUUGUUGACAUUGACUAU